Messenger RNA from Plasmodium fragile, 4959 nucleotides. RefSeq lists its product as uncharacterized. Gene Ontology annotation, cellular component: endosome; plasma membrane; trans-Golgi network. The record is from RefSeq and is a predicted model, not a curated record. The transcript is spliced from 6 exons. Gene Ontology annotation, biological process: endocytosis; retrograde vesicle-mediated transport, Golgi to endoplasmic reticulum; phospholipid translocation. Lineage: Eukaryota; Apicomplexa; Aconoidasida; Haemosporida; Plasmodiidae. Gene Ontology annotation, molecular function: ATPase-coupled intramembrane lipid carrier activity; ATP hydrolysis activity; ATP binding. The coding region runs from base 1 to 4959 and encodes 1652 amino acids.
AUGGUGGACGACGAGGAGCUGAAGAGGCUGCGGUUCAUUCUGAGCAAAAAGGUGGGGAGAAUAAAAUACUUUUUUUCGUACACAUUAUACAAAUUAUUCAGCCAUUUUUAUAACAAGAAAAAUAAAAAGCGAGAAAGGUUUGUAAAUAUACACGGAAGAACGAGCCCAAAAUUUUUUUGUGACAACAAAAUUAGGAGCACAAAGUACACAGUGCUCUCAUUUAUUCCUCUCUUUUUAUUUUACCAGUUCUCGGAUUUUUUGAAUUUAUUUUAUUUGUGUGUUUCUUUGCUACAAAUCAUUCCAAUAUUCAACACGGGUUAUGUGUUCACCUUUGUGGCUCCAUUAGUGUUCAUCCUCUUUGUAAGUUUAAUAAAUGAAGUGGUUGACGAUUUGAAGAGGUUUAUAAAGGAUCUUGAGAAUAACAACGAAAUUUAUUACACCCUUUUGGAAAACGGCAAUUUCGAAAAAAUAUACUCGAAGGAUAUAAAAGUAGGAGAUAUUAUUUUGAUAAAAUCCAAGCAGAGAGCUCCAGCGGACUGUAUUUUGUUACGUAAUUUAAGUAAAAAUGAAGAAUAUAAUUUUAAAGUAGAGAAGAAGAAAUUUUUCGGCAGCUUAAAAUGGAAUAAAAACACCAACGUGUACAACAAAAUUAACAAAAACUACUACCAUUUUAAUAAAAAUAUUGAUAACGAACUGAUUGAUGAUCGAUGUAACGAAUCAAAUAACAACUUGAGUGAAACGAGCAAUCAUCUUCUCUUUAGUGAAAAUGAAAAAUCACUAAAUGGAGGAAAAGAGAAAAAAUAUGUUUUAAAAGACAAGUCCGAGAAAAGUGGCCAUAAAAAUGAUAUGAACGAUUCAGGCGAAUUAGGUCAUUUUGAAAAGAAAAAAAAAAAGAAGAAGAAGAAGAAAAAGAAAUUAAAAAAUAAAUAUAUAAAAAACACAGACGCAGGUGAAUCGAACGAAACGGCCAAUUAUACAUACGUCAAAACGGACAAAAUUGAUGGAGAAACGGACUGGAAAAUUAAGUACCCAAUAAGUAUCUUCCAAAAUUUAAAAAAGUUGAAAGAUUUCUUCUCCAUAGACAUUUUGUUCAUCCUGGAACAGCCCAAAAAUGAUAUUUACAAAAUUGAGGGGUCUUUCGUUAUAUUCAAGUACAACCCGAAUGGUGAUUUCCAGAAGGAGGAGAACAACAACACGCUCGGAAUGAACGACCACCAGAUGAUGAAUUAUCCGUUCGACAUGAUCAAAGACGGAGAGAUUGACUUGGAGCACGGUGGUCGCGGCGGAUUGGCCAAGGGGGGCGAACCCGGCGCGCCGCCACAUGAAGAGGAGGACGACGAUGAUGACGAUGAUGAAGAUGACGAUGAAGAUGACGAGGAUGAUGAUGAGGAGGACGACGAUGAUGAUUAUGAAGAGGAGGACGAGAAGAAGGACCACGGAGAGAAUGAACGUCGAAAAGAACUCGAAUUGGAAAACGUUGCCAACGACCAAGAACAAGAAAUCCAUCAUAAGGGCUAUGUAAAUUUAGCGGAAAAUGACACAAACUACGUGUAUAGCACUAACAAGAAGGAAAAAAAGAAGAACCAAGAAGUGGUGAAGUUUACUGACGUGGAAAAGGGAGCAGCUGGAGCAGCAGGAUCAGGUGUUGCUAUGUCAGAUCGAAACAGAGGAGUCAUGGAAAACUAUAACUGCUCAAAAAAUAAUGGAACAAAUAAUGGAAAUUAUGUUAGCGAAACUAGCAUGUGUAGUGUAUUUAAUAAUGAAGAUAAUUUCAAUUUUUAUAAUGUCCAUUAUAGAAAAAAAUUAACAUACGACAAUUUUAUUUUGUUCAACUCUGUGAUUACGAGUUCGGAUGUGCUUUGUUUGGUGAUUUACACUGGAAGUGAUACCAGAGUGAAUAUGAGUACACAGAUUAGCAAAAUCAAAAGAGGAAUGAUAGACAAUAAAUUGAAUGUGAUAACGUUAUUUUUGUUUCUCAUUUUGGCGUUGUUUUCCAUGUACAUGUGUUCCGUAAAGUUGAAUAAUUUGUGGUACUUGAAUUUUGUUCGUUUCGUUUUGCUCUUCUCUUCGGUUAUCCCCAUAUCGUUAAGUGUCAAUUUAAAUAUCGCUAAAAUAUACUACACAUUGGUGAUUCAGAAGGACAAGGAAAUCGAAACGACGAUCAUAAAGAACAGUGCAAUUAUUGAAAACUUUGGUGAUGUCGAUUAUAUAUUCACAGACAAGACAGGAACACUAACAGAAAAUGUAAUGGUCCUCAAAGUUAUACAUAUAGGCUUGGACGUCAUUCAUGCGGAAAAUGAGAAGAAUAAUAUGUUACAGGGAAGUAUGGAAAAUAAAGGGAAAGGAAAUUUCAACAAACAUAUGCUAUCGUAUGACAUGGAUGGCUUAAACGAAGAUGUGGAUGCUUCUUCCAUGUACUUAGGAUCGAACUACUCUAAAAACGAUCGAAGGAAUAAACACAAUGGAAACAAAAGUGGAAAUUACAUGUCCUUUAAUUACGACAUGGAGAAUGGAAGAAAUAAAAAUGAACUUUCAACCUUGAGACAACUGGGCAAAACAGUGAACCCAAUGGAUCGCAUCAAUAUGUUACACGAUGAGGAAAACAUUGAUGAAGAAAAUUUGGACUAUGAUAAUUUUGAUUAUGGAAAUUUUAAUGAACAUUCCACAGGGUCCAAGUCAGGGUUUUCUCAAGGCAGCUAUCGAAAUGUAAAUAUGAAAUCGUUCAAGCAGAACAGCUUGGCUCUGAGUACGAAUGUGUCAGCGGGACCUUGGGGUCAGAGACGAAACGACAUGCAUAAGAAGAAUUCAGUGCACAUGGAGAAGAAGAAUAAAGUCGAGCAAAUGGUGGACGAAUUUUUAAAGUACAAGUCGGACCCUCUAGAUUAUUACAAUGACAAUGUGGAGGAUGUAGAGUUUUUAAAGAAGCACCGAGUGUUCCAGACCUUUUUGUCCUUCCUCAUAUGUAACAAUAUUAGGACUCUGGCCAAGGAGAGCAGCAACACGGGUGGUGCUGGUGCAGCAAGUGCAAGCGGAGGUGCUAGCGGUAGUGGAAAUGGCAAUGCAAACGGUGCAGGUACUAAGGAAAAGGACAAGGCAAAGAAGAAAAAAGAUCAAAAGGAAUCAGACACUCAGAAAAAUUUUUAUUAUAUAUUAAAAGUGAAUCGAAAGAAUAAAAAGGAAAAUAAAACGAAGAAAGAAAAGCAUAUGGAUAGUACCAGUACAGCUUUUUCUUAUGACAAGAAAAAUGUCGAAUCUAACAGCUCCGAAGAUUCUGAAACUUUCUCCCACUCGGAUGUCAGUUAUCAAUGUUCCUCUCCAGACGAGUUGGCCUUCCUCAAAUAUGCUACCAACUGUGGGUUCAUUUUGAAGAAGAAAACUGCUAGCAGGAUAGAAAUAAACUAUAAAAAUCUUGUCAUGGAGUACGACAUUUUGCUACACAUUCCAUUCUCUUCGGAGACCAAGCGAAUGAGUGUUUUCGUGCGCAACGUGAAGAACAGGAACAUUUAUUUCUUUAUUAAAGGGGCGGAUAAUAUAUUAAUAAAGAAGUGUCAUGAGAAGUAUAAAACAUUCAUUUAUGAGGAGAGUGACCACCUGUCGAACUUGGGUCUGCGUGUCCUUGUGCAUGGCUUUUUAAACAUAGAGGAGCAGUUCUUCCAUACCUUCUCCAAUUUAUACAACAAGAAUAAGGACGUCAAGGGGCAGCUCGAGAAUAUUUUGGACUACGUCGAGAAAAACAUUAAAGUUCUGGCCAUAACGGGUGUGGAGGACAAGUUGCAGGAGGGUGUCGGAAAGACCAUCGAGAUGUUGUACAACAGUGGCAUCAAGGUGUGGGUGCUGACAGGAGACAAAAUCGAAACAGCCAUUUGCAUUUGCAAGAAUGCUAACAUUAAAAAGAAGAAGCAUAACAUAUACAUUUUCAGGCACGAAAAUAUUAAGAGUACAUCAAACCUUAUACGAGACUUUAACUCCAUCUUAAGCAAUAUCGAUUCGUAUGUCCUCUUCUUUGAUAAUAUUAUAAUUCAGAACUGCAUCAAGUACAUUCCUAAUGCCUUCGUCGAUUUCGCGGCGAACGCAAGGGCAGUGGUCUGCUGCAGGUGCAGUCCCAUUGAGAAGAAAGAAAUAGCGGUCCUGAUCAAAACCAUUAAGAGGAAGAAAAUUUUGUGUAUCGGGGAUGGAGGAAAUGACGUAGCAAUGAUCCAGUCAGCGGAUAUUGGAAUUGGUGUCUUGGGAAAAGAAGGAAAACAAGUUGUGAACGACAGUGAUAUAAUUGUUUCGAAAUUUAAAAAUAUAAAGAAGCUCAUUUUGUAUUAUGGAAACAACACGUUUUUGCAGACCUCAUCCCUCUGCUCUUUCCUCAUUCACAGAGGAUUCGUGCUCACCUACCUGCAAUUUAUUUACAGCUACAUUUUUUUCAGCAUACCGGUGUCGAUCUUUCAGGGAUGGUUGCAAAUUGGCUACACCACAUAUUACACGACGGCGCCAUUCCUGUCGCUGCUGUUGGACGUGAAGAUAAAAAAAAAUUUGAUAUACCUCUACCCCGAGAUAUACAAAAAUAAGAAGCACAAGCGGAAGCUCGAUUUGAAGUCCUUCUUCAUCAUCUUGUGGAUCUCCAUUUUUCAGGGAACCGUCGUCAUGCUUGGGGCACUGAAGCUGUUCAACGACAAUUACAAUAACCUCAUUAACAUAUCCUUUUCGUCUCUCAUCCUGUUGGAGAUAAUGAACAUUCACUUGGAGGUCGAGUCAUGGCACCCGCUGAUGAUAUCAGCCAACAUAUGCUCCUUCAUCGUGUACAUCUUUUCGAUGUUCAUUUUGAGGAAUUAUUUUGAUAUCAUGCAAAUUAUGUCCGUUAUGUUUUGGUACAAGGUUAUUUUGAUCGUGUUGUUUGCCUGGCUGCCGUUCUUCAUAAUUAAAAAGGUAAAGAAUAUUUUAACGCCCUCCCAGUUUUUCAAGCUCGCGUGA